Molecule: messenger RNA, 993 nt
Organism: Glycine soja
Lineage: Eukaryota; Viridiplantae; Streptophyta; Magnoliopsida; Fabales; Fabaceae
Product: protein CREG1
Exons: 6
Coding region: 100-708 (202 amino acids)
Source: RefSeq, a predicted model, not a curated record
AAAGAGAAAAUAUGCAUAGAUAGAGAGGAUUUGAUUCGGCGCGUGUUGGGAUAAUCCAAUAUAAUCUAGAGGGUGCAGAGUAGAGUAAAAAAGAUAAAGAUGAUCGAUAUGAAAUUGAUGAUGAUGUUGCUGAUGUGGGGCUCUGAAUCCCAAGGCCGAUUACUGUCUAUCCCAACAAAACCUAACCCAGAUGAUGCUCCUGCCUCUGCUCGUUGGCUCGUCUCCCUCAAUUUCUGGGGAGUCUUGAAUACUAUCUCAUCUGAUUUGGGUGGAGCUCCCUUUGGGAAUGUGGUAUCAUAUAGUGAUGGACUACCUAACGAAAGCACUGGAAUCCCAUACUUUUACUUGACAACUCUAGACCCGACAGCAAGAAAUGCACUGCAAGAUGAUAAAGCUUCAUUCACGGUCAGUGAAUACCCUCUUGGGACCUGUGGCAGGAGAGACCCAAUGAACCCUACUUGUUCCAAAAUUUCUCUAACUGGAAAGCUGAAAUUGGUUGAUGAAAAGUCCAAGGAAGCCGAAUUUGCUCGAAAUGCCUUGUUUUCCAAGCAUCCAGAGAUGAAAGACUGGCCUGAGGAUCACAACUUUCAAGUCUUCAAAUUAGAAAUUGAAAAUAUAUUUCUAAUUAAUUGGUUUGGUGGUCCCAAACCACUCACAGUGGAACAGUACUUACAUCCCAAAGUGAACAAUGUUGGCCUCAUUCUCUGAAUGCUCUUUGAAUUGCUACUCCUUUUGUGGGCUGUAAAUGUACACAUAGUGUGUUCUUGGAGAAAUUGUAAAUAGAUGUAUACCGUGUUUCAAAUUGUGUAUUCCUUCCAAGAUACCCUUCGACCAUGGUUAUUUAUUCCCGUAUAUGUUUGAAAUCUGUAUGUUUAUGAUAUGUAACUAUACACACUGAUCUCGGGUUCUUGCCCACUGUGGGUAUAUGUAUGAAACGAUAGCAACCAUUAAGUGAAAUAAAAGGUAACAGAGAGCAUUAAUUGAUUGCAUGCA